Molecule: messenger RNA, 3555 nt
Organism: Arthroderma uncinatum
Lineage: Eukaryota; Fungi; Ascomycota; Eurotiomycetes; Onygenales; Arthrodermataceae
Product: GTP binding protein Bms1
Exons: 4
Coding region: 1-3555 (1184 amino acids)
Biological process (GO): ribosome biogenesis; endonucleolytic cleavage of tricistronic rRNA transcript (SSU-rRNA, 5.8S rRNA, LSU-rRNA); maturation of SSU-rRNA from tricistronic rRNA transcript (SSU-rRNA, 5.8S rRNA, LSU-rRNA)
Cellular component (GO): 90S preribosome; nucleus
Molecular function (GO): U3 snoRNA binding; GTP binding; GTPase activity
Source: RefSeq, a predicted model, not a curated record
AUGGAGGAUCAAUCCAAUAAACCCCACCGGAAGUCCAAGGACAAGGGGAAGAAGAAAGACCAUGGAGGUCCUAACCCCAAAGCAUUUGCGGUGUCGAACCCAGGAAAAUUAGCGAGACAGGCAGCUAGGUCGCACGAUAUAAAAGAGAAAAGGCUACAUGUUCCGCUCGUGGAUCGCCUACCGGAGGAGCCUCCGCCGAUUAUUGUCACGGUCGUUGGACCGCCGGGGGUCGGAAAAACGACACUCAUCAAGUCAUUGAUUAAGCGAUAUUCGAAACACUCCCUCAGCUCGAUCACCGGCCCUUUAACUGUCGUGACUUCUAAAAAGCGGCGGUUGACUUUCCUAGAAUGUCCCUCGGAUUCUUUGGCGAGCAUGAUAGAUGUCGCAAAGAUCGCUGAUAUCGUAUUGCUCAUGAUCGACGGCAACUAUGGCUUCGAGAUGGAGACUAUGGAGUUCCUCAAUGCGCUUUCUGCUAGUGGAAUGCCAGGAAACGUCUUUGGUAUACUUACCCAUCUUGAUCUAUUCAAGAAGCAGAGCACACUACGGAUGGCGAAGAAGAGACUAAAGCAUCGGUUCUGGAGCGAGUUAUAUCAAGGCGCUAAGCUCUUUUAUCUUUCUGGAGUGAUUAAUGGGCGAUAUCCGGACCGAGAAAUUCAUAAUCUUUCCCGAUUCUUAUCCAUCAUGAAGAACCCGCGACCACUUAUAUGGCGAAACUCGCAUCCAUAUUGCCUAGCGGACAGGUUCUUAGAUAUCACCCCUCCAACCGCCAAGGAAGAAAAUCCCAAGUGUGACAGGACAGUUGCUCUCUAUGGGUACCUCAGAGGUACUAACUUUCCAGCUGUUGGCGCAAGAGUACAUGUCCCAGGUGUUGGCGAUCUUAACGUCGCCUCGAUCGAAGCGCUCCCUGACCCUUGUCCUACGCCCGCCAUGGACCAAGCAAUUGCUAAGGCUGCAGGCAAAUCUGGUCGGAAAAGAUUAGGCGAGAAGCAAAAACUUCUAUUUGCGCCAAUGGCUGAUGUUGGUGGUGUUUUGGUGGAUAAAGACGCUGUCUACAUCGAUGUCAGAACAGCUACAUUUAACAGAGAUGAAGACGAUGAGGCGACAGAGGAAAGAGGCUUGGGAGAGCAGAUGAUUGUUGGCCUACAAGGCGAGAGAAAGCUACUUGGAGACACAGAGGCUGGUGUUAGACUAUUCAAAGAUGGUGACGCCAUUGCCAAUGUCAAUGCUGAGGAGUCCGAGCACCUCGGGAGAAACGAGAGGAGAAAAGCCCGAUUUAUCGAAGACCACGAGAAUGGGCACGACCUAGAAGGUGACGAGGAUGAAGGACUUGAGAGCGAGGACGAGGAAGAGGAUGAGGAAGAAUAUGGGAGCGACAUAGAAGAGGACGACGAAGGGCCGGGCGUUGACUUUGCAUCAAAAUUCAGGGAAAAGCAGAACGGAACUUCCAAUGGAAAGGGUGAGGAAGACCUUGCCUUUGCUGAUAGCGACUCGGAUCUCGGCUCCAUAUCAUCUGUGGAAGACCAAGAGCUAGAAAGCGCGCCCAGCGACUACGAGGGAGAAGACGAUGGAGAAAUGCGCUGGAAGGAAAACCUGACCGCCAAUGCCAAAGCAAUGUUUAGCAAGAAACCCGCCUACAGGAUAGCAGAGCUCACCCGCAUGCUUUACGACGACUCCAUAACUCCAGCCGAUGUGGCCAGACGAUGGAGCGGGGAGGAUGUUUUAGAUGAUGCCCAGGAUGGUGCUGAGGAUGAGGCUGACGACUUCUUCAAGAAGACCAACGCUGAAAAGGGGGGGUUAGAUGACCGCACCAUUCCUAUUUACAACUAUGAUGAACUUGAACAGAAAUGGCAGGACAAAGAUAACCUCGAUGCACUUCGUCAACGAUUUGCAAGCGUCAAAUUCUCAAAACAUCGAUCCGGCAAAGAGGGUUCCGGGGAAGACGACGAUGAAGAAGGGUUUGGGGAUACAGACUCAGACGACGAAGGGGAUGGAGCAUUCGCAGAUCUUGAAACAGGCGAGGUCUUCGGAGGCGACGAGGAGUCUAAAGAAGAGGACGAGGAGGAUGAUGAAGACGGCGAGCCAGAGGACCUUAAUGCAGAACGUGAGCGUAAUGCAAGGCGGAAAGAGGAGUUGAAGCUUCGCUUCGAAGAAGAAGACCGAGAAGGCUUCGGCAACUCAAAGGACGGGGCGAGAGCCGCAGGACAGCCUCAAAACGAAGAACAGUUCGGCGAGGAUGAGUGGUAUGACGCUCAGAAGGCUGCACUCCAGAAACAAGCCGACAUCAACCGUGCUGAGUUUGACACGCUUGAUGCACUCUCAAGGGCGAGAGCAGAAGGUUACAAGGCUGGAACUUAUGCCAGAAUUGUUCUGGAGAACGUUCCCUGCGAGUUCUCCGAGGGCUUUAAUCCUCGAUUCCCCGUUAUCGUGGGAGGCUUAGCCCCUACGGAAGAUCGGUUCGGUUUCGUUCAGGUGCGAAUCAAGCGCCAUCGCUGGCACAAGAAGAUCUUGAAGACAAACGAUCCCCUGAUUUUCUCCCUGGGGUGGCGCCGAUUCCAGACGAUGCCGGUCUACAGCAUCUCAGACUCUCGAACUCGCAACAGAAUGCUGAAAUAUACACCUGAGCAUAUGCACUGCUUCGGCACAUUCUACGGGCCCCUAGUUGCCCCUAAUACAGGUUUCUGCUGUGUGCAGUCGUUUUCGAACAAGAAUCCUGGGUUCAGGAUAGCCGCUAGUGGUGUCAUUUUGAGCGUCGACGAAGGCACCGAGAUCGUCAAGAAAUUGAAACUUACCGGUCAACCUUACAAGAUUUUCCGCAACACAGCGUUUAUCAAGAACAUGUUCAACUCCUCUCUGGAAAUCGCCAAGUUCGAGGGAGCUGCCAUCCGUACCGUUUCCGGCAUUCGUGGUCAGAUCAAGCGAGCUCUCAGCAAGCCAGAGGGCCAUUUCCGUGCCACCUUUGAAGAUAAGAUCCUCAUGAGCGACAUUGUCUUCUUACGAACUUGGUACCCCGUCAAGCCCUUUCGGUACUAUAAUCCGGUCACCAACCUGCUUGACUAUAAGGACUCCGAAACCGGCACAAGUGCAGAAUGGCAAGGCAUGCGUCUAACCGGAGAAGUGCGACGAGAUCAAAACAUUGCUACACCUCUGGAGAAGGACUCUGCUUACCGCAAGAUCGAGAGAUCAACCAGACACUUUAACCCCCUGCGGGUACCUAGGCAGCUCGCGGCCGACCUCCCGUUCAAAUCACAGAUCACCAAGAUGCGGCCAAAGAAGGGGGAGACAUACAUGCAAAAACGCGCCGUGGUACUCGGAGGAGAAGAGAAGAGGGCCCGGGAUCUCUUACAGAAACUCACAACGCUGCGCAACGAGAAGGUUGCCAAGAGAGCGGCUGCGCAGGAGGAGCGGAGGAAGGUCUAUCGGGCAAAGGUUGCAGAGAACCAGGAAAAGAAAGAGGCCAGGGAGAAAAAGGAGCGUGAUGAGUACUGGAGCCGCGAGGGAAAGAAGAGGAAGAAUGACGGAGAUGGCGGUGCGAGCCGGUUUAAGAAGAGAAAGUGA